Paramuricea clavata is the source of this 1146-nucleotide messenger RNA. Lineage: Eukaryota; Metazoa; Cnidaria; Anthozoa; Malacalcyonacea; Plexauridae. The record is from the annotation of a GenBank genome assembly.
AUGUCGGCCAAAGAUCCUGUUGUAAUAAAGUCAAAAGGCAAAAAGACAAAUAAAAGUAAAACCACGAUAAACGCGAAAAUCCCCCAAAAUGUUGAAACUCGCAAGCCCGAGGCCUCGACAUCGUCAUCGAAUCCAACAUCGAAUCGAGAUACGAGAAUCGAAAACGCGAUAAUUGCUUAUGUGCACAAGUUGUCGCCAAUACAAAGAAACAGGAAGAAUACUGUGGAUUAUUCCACCCUAGUCUUACAGACGGAAGGCAAAAAUAUCGACGCUCUGCUGUACUCAAAGAACAAAAGGCAGUUGCUCAUGGAUAGCGAACAGUCUCAUACACCAUUAAAGAUUCAAAAGUUCACGAAGUCGGCACUGGGAGAAAAAAUAAUCAUUAACGACAUGACAAAGCUUUCUACGCCUGACCAGACAGAGUAUAGAUUCCAGUUUGAAAAGAUUGCAAAUCCAGGAGAUCAGAUCAUCCCAAUUGAAGAAAUUUUAAAUAACCGCGAACCGUCGGACAGUGUAGCUUUGCGAGCCAAGGCAAUUUACGUUGCCGAAACCACGGUCGUCGGAGCAAAAAAUUUAAAGUUGGCUCAAGCAAUUUUCGCAGACAGCUCGGGUAAAAUUCGGGUCAAUCUGUGGGAGAACCAAAUUCCUCUGAUACAAGCUGGGCAAAUGUUCACUAUAACGGAAUUGCAAGUUCGUGAGUGGUCGGGCGAAAAAAAAGUGAGUACGACUGUAAAAAGUGUUAUUAAGUCAAUAACUGACGAGGCUCUUGAGAAGAUCACCGUAUCAGAGGCAGAGAUUGAGACCAUUGCCGAAAAGGUUAUUAACGUUCCAUUCAUUGAUAUGGUCAAAUCAGUAAAUAUGUCCAUCCUUUGCUCAAAUUGCUCAAAGAAGAUCCUGCAGGCUACAGCGAAUAAUAUUGUGCGCUGCGACAGAUGUGGUUGCAGAAUGAGGCUUGUAAGUUGCAAAAAGCAAUUGUCUGUUCAAGUUCUUGUGAAACCUAUUGAUGGUGGCGCAAUCGAACUGUUAAUUUUCCAGGAUUCUUUAAAGAACAUUAUAAACUCUCUGGAUACAUUAAACGAGGACCAAGUGGCAGAAAGUUUGUUAGCGUUAGAUAACCUUCAAAUCAAAUACGACCCAACAAAAUGA